AUGGCGUCACAAUUGAUCCCUGUUUCAGACAUCUUCUUGGAACAGUCCGACAUCGAAGAAGAACCACUGCAUGAAGCCGCUUUGUCCAGGAGAGGAUGUUGUUACUGGAUGCCAUGCAUGCAAUCGAAUCUUCCGCCGGUUGAAUUAAGAUCGAAUUGGUGGGAACUGAUCACGGAGGACGGUAAGGACGACGGUCGUCGGUGGUGGUGUCAGGGAUUGAUGCCGUUUAAGAAGAUUAGGGAGUGGUCUGAACUAGUUGCUGGUCCAAAGUGGAAGACGUUUAUCCGCCGGUUUAAGAAGAAACGAUCUAAACCCUCGAAAUUCCAGUACGAUGCGACGAGUUAUUCACUCAAUUUUGAUGAAGGUCAAUCUCAUUCGGAAGAUAAUGAUCUAUAUUUUCGUGAUUUCUCAUCAAGGUACGCUUCGAUUCCAAUAUCUACAAAAUCUUCUAUGGAUUUAGGAAAGGAUGAAUUCAGCUUUACGUGA
Messenger RNA from Lactuca virosa, 486 nucleotides. The record is from the annotation of a GenBank genome assembly. NCBI's taxonomy places the organism in Eukaryota, Viridiplantae, Streptophyta, Magnoliopsida, Asterales, Asteraceae.